Messenger RNA from Rotaria sp. Silwood2, 219 nucleotides. The record is from the annotation of a GenBank genome assembly. NCBI's taxonomy places the organism in Eukaryota, Metazoa, Rotifera, Eurotatoria, Philodinida, Philodinidae.
AUGGAUAAAACUCCUAUACAUGAUCCAUCGAUGACACCAAUGCCAUCGACAACAACAGGUAGUAAUGUUCUACAACCAAAAGCAAUGAUAUAUAUUUGUGGUGAAUGUCACAAAGAAAAUGAAUUAAAAUCUACUGAUGUUAUUCGAUGUAAUGAAUGUGGUUAUCGAAUAUUGUAUAAAAAACGAACAAAACGUUUAAUUGUUUAUGAUGCUCGAUAA